AUGGGCCUUCCAAUAGCUUUGAAUCUUCAUAAUUAUCUCAAAGAAAAGAACAAUACACCGCUCAUUGUUUAUAAUCGAACAUUAGCCAAAGCUGCGCCUCUUGUUGAUGCUGGUGCUACUCUAGUGCAUUCUGUGGCCGAAAUUUCGGAAAGAGCAAAUAUUAUCUUUACAUCCGUUGCAAAUGAUCAAGCACUCGUAGAUGUUUUAGAUUCGAUAUUUAAUUGCUUAGGCAAGAAAUCUGGCCAAGAAUUUAUAAUUGUAGACCUUAGCACCGUUUAUCCUACUACAAUUGGAGAAUUGCAUGAGAAAGCACAAAAGAUCCCGAAUUUGCAUUUGCUUCAUUGUCCUGUAUGGGGACCACCUGCACUUGCAAAGAAUGCACAAUUAGUCAUUAUAACCUCGGGUGAUCGACACGCUAUAGAACGUGUAUCAUCUUUUCUUGUUCCAGUGAUUGGUCGAAAAAUAAUUGACGUCGGCAGCGAUGUUAAAAAAGCUGCUUCAUUUAAACUUAAUGGUAACUUUUUUAUCGCUGGAAUUGUUGAGCUAUUAUCCGAAGGCUUGAUCCUUUCCGAAAAAACAGGCCUAGGACAAGAUAAAAUGUUAGAAUUCAUUGAUACAUUUUUCCCGUUCAGCCUUUUUCAGUAUUACGGACGAAAGAUUCGCGAAACAGCUUUCACAUCCAAUGUUGGAUUUACUAUUGAAAACGGGAUGAAAGAUCUCAAGCACAUGCGUCGCCUGGCUGAAGAAUCUGGCGCACAAGUUCCAAUUAUUGAUUUGGCAUUCGAACAUUUAGUUUCUGCUAGAGCUAAUAAAUCAUCAGACCUUGAUUGGUCUUCUAUUGCCGGAUCUUUGAGAAUUGGGCGAGGAUCUGUAAUUACACCUGUGGGGCUUAAUACUUCCGAAAGCAGCUCAGUCUAUGCUUCUUCAGAAUUUUAUGAGGCGACGCAAUCGUCUGCUCAGCCGUCAACUAUAGUUUCUGAGAACUUCUCAGAGCAAAUUGAACAAGUUUUACAACCUCCAACUAUAUUUGAGGAAUCGUCAGAAGAAACUGGGCAAAUUUUCUCAUCUGAUUCAGUAAUUACAUGUUUUCCUGUCACAACCAAAGCGCCAGGUAUACCUUCGCAAGCUUCAACAUCCUCUAAACCUUCGGAAUCUUUGGGAACCUCAGAAUUGGUUGAUUUGGAAGAAUCUACAGAGUUUAUGGAAUUUGAUGAACAGAGGAUCCCUUUAGAAAUAUUGAAUAUAGAUGCAAAUCAACAAGAAUCAGAAAGUGAGCUUAUGGAAUUUUAUGAACAGAGGAUCCCUUUAGAAAUAUUGGAUAUGGAUGCAAAUCAGCAAGAAUCAGAAAGUGAGCUUAUGGAAUUUGAUGAACAGAGGAUCCCUUUAGAAUUAUUGAAUAUAGAUGCAAAUCAGCAAGAAUCAGAAAGUGAGCAAGAAUCAGAAAGUGAGGAAGAAUCAGAAAGUGAGGAAGAAUCAGAAAGUGAGCAAGAAUCAGAAAGUGAGGAAGAAUCAGAAAGUGAACAAGAAUCAGAAAGUGAGCCAGAUAGUUCAGAUGAACCAACCAAAAAUGAGAAUCAUGAAAUGCUCUUUUUUCCUCCUGGUUGCUCGAAUUGCAAAGUUAAAAAUUCAUCGUGUUUCUCUAAUACACUUUGCAACGGAUGCUAUAAAUUUUGGAAGAUUCAUAAAAAGCACAGACCAUUAAUACCACUACAAAAGGAUGAAAAUGCGCACUACGCUGCUGGAUGUUCCAAUUGUGGUAUAACACUAUCCGUGUUUUUUGUACAAGGAAUGUGCAAAAAUUGCUAUAAUUACUUUAGAAAGCAUAAAAAGCCACGUCCACCGGAAUGUAUUUGGAAAUUCGAAAUAAGAAAAUCAAAAAAUAAGAAUCCGUUCGCGUAUUCAAAAUAUAGGUGUCCGUGCGCGAAUUGCGGAGUAACUUAUGAAGAAACUCGUGGCCUAAAAUGGAAGUUUGAUGACGAUUCUCGUCUGCUUUGUGGCGCAUGCCACAGAUAUUGGCUCAAGCAUAAAACAUAUCGUUCAAGCAAACUAAUUGGAGUUUCUAGAAGGAGAAGGAUAAUGAACGAACAAGCGAGACUUUAUAAAGUUAUAGCUCAUAUUCCUUGUAUUAAUUGUGAAGCUCAAGUAUCUUAUUAUUUCAAGGAUGGACGUUGCGCUCUUUGUUAUAAUUGGUAUUUAAGAUUCGAAGAAGAAAGGCCUGAAAAUAAAACCAUAGAAAAAGAAAAGCUCGAAGAUUUCUUAAAGAAUUUUGAAUGGACAAAUUUAAUUGAUCGCCUUAUUCAUGAUGGCGGCGUGAAAUACGGGGUUGGCUAUGAUUCAGCAAGGUUUAAAGUACUUGCUAAAGAUCUCGUCUAUAAUCCAAACUUGCUACCAACUAAAAUCAUAAAGUCAAGAUGGAAACGUUUUUCUAUAUAUGCGCGAAAAUUUAUGUUACUUCAGAAAGAUCAUAGUCCUUUCCGAGAUGAAAAUGGUCGAUUGUAUAUAACAUUCAGCAACUGUAGAAUUCCAACAGAUGCUGCUGCCCGAUUUACCAUUAAAAAAGCUAUUUUCAAUAUGCACACAAAUUCACAAGGAGAAAAUAAAAUCUAUAAAUUAUAUUUGGGGCUAUAUAAUUGCAAGAAAGAAUACGAAAACUCCACUCCUAUAGUUGAUUUGAAUUUCUAUGAUUCUGAAAAGGAUGACUUUGAAAAUAUUAUUAAUGAAGACCAAGAAUCUGGGUUUCAGAGUAAUCUGCGUUGGGAAGCAUUUGAUGAUAAGGGCAACUUGAUCUCCAGAUCUAAAGACCGGAAGGGCAAACAACCAGCUGUCGAAAACGAUAAUGUGAUAGUGAUCGAUGAAAAAGAUAAUGUGGAGAUUAUCAAAGACGAAGAGAAUCAGAUACCAGUUGAUUUUAGCAAAAAAAUAGAUAAUGUUCCGCGGCCCCAAGUUAAUCUAACCGAGAAACCUAUACAUGAUCCAAACUCCGUUAUCUAUAGUAAAGACGAAAAUAAAAUUGUUUACGUCUUCGCUGUGCAAUUUUUCAAUUCAUCUCUUGAUAAUCUAGAUGCACAUGGACAGAUUCAAUGGCUCAAGGCGGAACGAUUAAUGGAGCGAGAUACUGAAUAUGCUCCAAAAUGUCCCCCGUCUAUAUUGACUUUAUCAAACACCAAAUAUUAUUAUCGUGAUUUCAUAAAGUUCUAA
Messenger RNA from Ambispora leptoticha, 3198 nucleotides. The record is from the annotation of a GenBank genome assembly. Lineage: Eukaryota; Fungi; Glomeromycota; Glomeromycetes; Archaeosporales; Ambisporaceae.